This is a messenger RNA of Cucurbita maxima (winter squash), 887 nucleotides long. Its product is annotated as GEM-like protein 2. The coding region runs from base 279 to 887 and encodes 202 amino acids. The record is from RefSeq and is a predicted model, not a curated record. Lineage: Eukaryota; Viridiplantae; Streptophyta; Magnoliopsida; Cucurbitales; Cucurbitaceae. The transcript has 5 exons.
UGAGGAAGGUCGAAAAUGGCGGGUACGCGGCUGCUCUUCACUGAGAAGAAUUGGAAUCAGAAACUCUCUCUUUAUUCUUAAAAUUUCAGCGCCGAAAUCGCCACAGUUUUGAAUGAACACUGCUCAAGAUUCUUCAUCAUCUUCAUCUUUACGCCCUUCUGAUUCCUCCACUUUAAUCCCUAAUUUUUAUCUUCAUAAAAUGCGAUCUCAAACCCUAACAAACGAAGUCCUAGUCGGGUUAGACUUCGAUCCUCAUCGUUUGCUGAAGCCUCUCCAUCAUGAGCAAUCACCUUGAACAUGGCAAUCAUAAUCCCUAUGUUCAACAUACCUCUACCGCUUCGUCGUCUGCCCAACCUGGGAAAAGAGAUAAGAUGUGGGAUGUGUUGGGUCGCUGCGGGAAGAUGUUGGAAGGUUAUGGGAAAAUGGCAGAGGAAGCUGCCGAAAACGUCUUGCAUCACAUAAAAGUUAGUCCUAGCAUAACUGAUGCUGCAAAGGCCAGGUUUGUUCAAGGGACGAAAGUAAUUGCUGAAGGAGGAUCCCAAAGAUUGUUUCAGCAUACGUUUGGUGUUAUUCCUGGAGAAAAAUACCUGCACUCGUAUGCUUGCUAUCUGGCAGAUCCUUCUGGGCCCGUGAAUGGGAUGCUUUACAUAUCCACAAAAAGAGUGGCUUUCUGUAGUGAAUCCCCUCUCUGUUACUCUUCAUCUCCUGGCCAGCCACAGUGGGUCUAUUACAAGGUGGUGAUAGAGCUCAAUCAGUUGGCAGCUUUAUGCCCAUGUCCUAAUCUUCUCAAUACCUCUGAAAAAGACAUUCACAUAGUUACAGAGAGCGAAAUGGACGGGUUAUUCACAUUUCAUUUGAUGGUCAGAGGCAAAUUGAAAGCUAAGUAG